Messenger RNA from Leptosia nina, 273 nucleotides. Lineage: Eukaryota; Metazoa; Arthropoda; Insecta; Lepidoptera; Pieridae. The record is from the annotation of a GenBank genome assembly.
AUGUGGAACAGAACACCGAAAAAAUACGAUAAUGUUUCUGUAAUUCUAGAAAAAUUUGCACUUGUGUACGCGACUAUCCGAACGAAGGACGCGACUGACAAGUCUGGGGGUGAGACACCCUUUGCGUCACGUGACGGGCGACCUUCAGGCGGCGCACCGACCUUGAGUGCCGAUCGUCCCGCGCGGGUCAGAGGUGAAUGCACGCGGCCCGUCCCGCGCGGCUCCCCCAUCGCCGGCCCAGACCACCUAAUUUCACUCACCUCGCAUCUGUAA